AUGUUUUCUGACCAUUUAAUUAAAAUAUUUUAUGUUUUAUUAAUUAUUUUAUCGUUAUAUAAUUCUUCCGGGGAAAAACAAAGUAGAAUUACCGAAAAUAAAAAACAACGGCAAAAACAACAACGUUUUGAGCAAAACGAGACGACGCCUCCUUCAGGCUGGCCAAAAAUACCUUCAAGAAAUGGAAAAAUAAGGGCCCCGGUUAGACCAGUAAAGGAAAUGACGCCGAUAGCAAAAUGGUAUCAGAAAGCUUAUGCAGACGAACGGCAACGAUUAAGACAAAAGGCUACAACUAAAGUGAAAACAAAUAAUAAUUAUUUGAAUUGA
Messenger RNA from Meloidogyne enterolobii, 327 nucleotides. The record is from the annotation of a GenBank genome assembly. NCBI's taxonomy places the organism in Eukaryota, Metazoa, Nematoda, Chromadorea, Rhabditida, Meloidogynidae.